Molecule: messenger RNA, 2092 nt
Organism: Rotaria sp. Silwood2
Lineage: Eukaryota; Metazoa; Rotifera; Eurotatoria; Philodinida; Philodinidae
Source: the annotation of a GenBank genome assembly
AUGUCAAUUGUUAUGUCUUCAAAAAACAAGGAUCAACUUCUGCUCGAUGGUUUUCGUUAUCGACGUGCCAAUAAAUCUAAAACAAUUUGGCGCUGCUGUAAAAAUAGUUGUGCAGGUCGUGUAUGUUUUAAUGGUACAACAUAUGAUAAAGUUACUGAUCAUAAUCAUGCGUCAAAUCCUGAAGAAAUAAUAUCAAUGGAGUCUAAAUCAAAUAUCAUCAAGAGUGCAACAACAUCACAUGAUCCACCUCGACGUAUAAUUCAUGAAGCUUUACUGAACGUUAACAAACAUGAUGGAACAGCUGUUCCAAAUUACUAUUCAUGUCAACGUACUAUAGAACGAAAAAGAAAGAAAAAAGACAUACCUUUACCAAGACCAACUUCACUUGAUGAAGUUCAUAUUCCUGAUGAACUUCAAAUAACUAAUUGUGGUGAUCGGUUCUUGUUAUAUGACAAUCAAGAUGCUAAUGACAGAAUAAUCAUACUGUCUUCAGACGAUGACCUAGAUCGUCUAUCAAAUUCAGACUCAUGGCAUUGCGACGGAACGUUUAAGAUAGCGCCUCAUUUAUUUCACCAAUUGUAUACCGUUCACGGUCGUUUUUGUGCACGUACACUACCAUUAGUUUAUUGUAUUUUAUCUGGAAAAUCUGAAGAUAUUUAUCACAAAAUGUUUGACGUUGUACUAAAUCAUGUUUCUCAAUGUCCUUUAUCAAUAACUGUUGAUUUUGAAAAAGCUGUACACAACGUGAUCAAACAAAAACUACCUCAAACAAAACUCAAUGGUUGUUUUUUUCAUUACAAACAGUGCCUGUGGAGGCACGUACAGACUCUCGGGUUGCAGGAACCUUUUAAUAAUGAUCGUCAAGUUCAGCAUUCUUUAAAAAAAUUUGCCUGUCUUGCAUUUAUACCUGAACAAUUUGUAAUAGAAGAGUUUGAAAAAUUACAAGCUGAUGCUCCUGAUUUAAUUGAUGACUUUGUGGAUUACUUUGAAGAAUAUUUUAUCGGUCGUCUUGUUCGAAAUAAUCGACGUCGAGCUCCACGUUUUCCUAUAGCUAUAUGGAAUUGUUUUUACCGUUUGGAUCAACAACAAGCACGUACAAAUAAUGGAAAUGAGGGUUGGCACAGAGCCAUUUUAAAUUCUGUUCGUCAAAGUCCAUCGAUUUAUGAGUCUAUUGCUGAUUUAAAAAUGGAGCAACAUGGUACAUUUGUAAUGGCUGAACAAUUACAAACUGGUCAAGUAAAACUCAAAAAACGAAUCAAGUACGAGUUGUUAGAUGAACAAUUACAACAAUUAGUGUCUACAUUUGAUUCUGUAACAAGAGACUUAUACUUUAAACGAGUACGUUCUCUCUUCAAUUUUUGAUAUGAAAAUAAAUUUAUUCAAAUAAAGAAAUAUUUUCUUGGGCUUAUCCUUUUUUCUUUACUUCGGGCUCAACUGUCGGGAGCUCAUCUGUCGGGAGCUCAUCUGUCGGUGGGCUCAACUGUCGGUGGGCUCAACUGUCGGGGGCUCAACUGUCGGGGCUCAACUGUCGGGAGCUCAACUGUCGUGUCACCAUUAAUCAGUAUUAACAAGCAGCUUCUCUUCAAUUCAUUUUUUCUAUGCCAAUUCAUUAAAAUGUAUGAUAUAUCUGUGUUAAAACGCAUUAACUUCUGUAAUUUCUUUGCAUACAGACGUUAAAACAUGUUCAUUACUCUAAUAUCUUCGUUAAAUUCGUUAAACGGAAAAUAACCGUUUUCACGCGUUUAUUUCUUGCAUUUCUCUAGUAAACGAGUUUUAUAGCGUUGUUUUCUUCAAUUCGCAUCGUCAAUGCAUCAAAACAGCGUUUUGCCAUUUAUCUGUCUGCAUGGGUAUAUGCCGCAGGCAGAAUUAAACUUAGACAGAAUUCGUUUCAGUAGGCGCGAAACAGCGAAAUGUUUUUAUUGAUUGUUGUUCUAAAUAUCAACAGGAAAAAAUAACUAGUUAUUUGUUUACUUAAGUUGAAUAAUUAUGAACUUGUUUAAUUUUUAAAUAAAUCAAAUAAUAAAAUAUAUCAGUAACAACAUAGAUAAAUUAAACAAGUCCAUAAUGAUUCAGUUUAUUAUGAUACUUAAUC